Racocetra fulgida is the source of this 310-nucleotide messenger RNA. NCBI's taxonomy places the organism in Eukaryota, Fungi, Glomeromycota, Glomeromycetes, Diversisporales, Gigasporaceae. The record is from the annotation of a GenBank genome assembly.
AAAAAGAACGAAGAAAGAAAGAAGAAGAAAGAAAGCGGAAAAAGAAAGAAAAUAAAGCAGGAAAGAGAAAAAAAAUAAAGCAGGAAAGAGGAAAAAAAAAUAAAGUGGAAAGAAAAAAAAAAACUCCCUCCCGAAAGGAAAGGGAAACAAGAAAAAAAGAUGGAAAGUGGAAAAAAAAAAGACAAAAAGAAGAAAAAGAAGGAUGCGGAAAAGAAGAAAAAGAAGAAUACGGAAAAGAAAAAAAAAGAAGGAUGUGGAAAAGAAGGAUACAGAAAAGAAGAAAAGAAAUAAAACGAAAAAGAAGAAAAAG